AUGAACGCAGCUUUACCUAUCGUAGAUUCCAUGACUAGCUUGUUUACGCCUGCUAUUCUUUUCUGCAUUGUGAACCUGGUGAUAGGAACCAUCUUCAUCACCUCACGCCUAAAAUCCCACAACAAACCAGACCCCGCCGCCAACUCACCUCCCAGCCAGAAUCAGCUCGUCCGAGCCCCCUCAUUUCUCGACCGGGUCAAGUCCUUUAACUUCUCUUCCUACGUCUCCGAGCAGCCCGACCCAUUUCACGCCGUGACCCAGAAAUCCGACCCACGUGAAGAGCAAGAGCAAAAAAACGUUGCGCAGGAAGAAGCUCUGCUGGAGAGUCAUCAUCAUGAUGAUCAGAUGAUGAAGAGCAAGUUGCAGACGCGGGUGGAGGCUCCGGCGGGGAAUGGUGGCCCUGCUCGAAGGAUGAAGAAGUCGGCAAGCGAGAAGGCGGUGGCAGUGCCGGAGGACCGGGAGGAGGUGGAUCGGUGGCGGCCGGCGACGAUGAGGGAGAGAGAGGGGAGGUCUUCGAGUGAAACUGAAACGUUGACGUUCGGGGAGGAGGAACAUGUGGACAAGAAAGCGGAUGCCUUCAUAAAUCGUUUCAGACAGCAUUUGAAACUGCAAAGGUUGGAUUCGAUUUUAAGGUACAAGGAAAUGCUAAAUAGGGGGGCUGGGUUGGAGAGCUAA
Messenger RNA from Coffea arabica (coffee), 675 nucleotides. RefSeq names its product pathogen-associated molecular patterns-induced protein A70. The record is from RefSeq and is a predicted model, not a curated record. NCBI's taxonomy places the organism in Eukaryota, Viridiplantae, Streptophyta, Magnoliopsida, Gentianales, Rubiaceae.